UGAAAUGUUUAAAAACAGGUCGCUGAUGACCGUACAAUCUACGAGAGGUCACUGCGCUAUAAAAGACUGGCUCGGUUUACCAUUACGUCGGCUCUCAAAGUGAGUGCGUGCCGAAGCUCACGCGUUACCUAAAUCUAGAACGUCAACUCCCAGAUAGCCAUGCAACUUAAAAACUACACAACCCAUAGAGCUGACAUACUGAGCAUGCGUGUUAGGUGUCCAAAAACCAGAUAGGAUGUACAAACUACAAACCCUGGUUCUUUGAGAGCGGUUGAGAGCUUACAAGAACUACAAUUCGACUUCCAUCGAGUUGCGCAGUGUGUAUUUCUAGCCCUUUAAAUGUACGUGCAAAAUGGCUGCACAGGUCGACUUAGUCCGUAUUAAAGUAGAAAAUAAGGUAAGGGGCCGUCUUGACAAAUUAGCCAAAGAAAAGAAGAAGAAGAAAAAGAGGGAACUGUCACCGUCAGCAGAUAAACGUCAGCGUUCGUCCAAAAAGGAAGCGAAGAAAGUGAAGCUCCAUCUUCACCACCAUCACCCACAGCAUGUUCAACAGCAGCGGAUACACCAGCCGCAUCAGCCCCAGCAGAAUGGACAGAAACAACCACGCAACUCCAGCACCGAAAAACCUUCCCUGCAUCACCGCCAGCAGCAACAUCAUCACAAGAACACCAACGAUGCAAAAGACCCGCACCUACAACCCCCUCUGUCUGCGCAGGUGGUACACGGUGCAACCAAGUUGUUGGAGAGCAAGAAAGCACUUCCCCCGGUUCUGCCUCCGGUGCCGCCUGGACUGUUCAGUUUCACGCCCCUCAAACUGGCCAAGGCCAAGAUACAGGAGAACAAGGAAAAGAACCGCGAGAAAGAACUUAAACUCAAACCCAAGAAAGAAAACACGGAGGCUAAUGUUAAACAUGGAGUAGGCCUGUGUAAGAAAAGGAAAGAGCACCAUCAUGAUGAGAACAGCCAGGCCCAGUCCUUGGAGGAGUACUUGAUGAGGAAAAAGAAAAAGAAGAGGAGGCACCACGAGGAAGAACACGGCAAGCGGAUCCGCACGUACAACAAGGAGGUCCAGACCGUGUGCGGAGGUCUAACUGACCACAGUCCUUCAGACCACCUUGGCCCCACAAAGAAGGAGGGCAAACACUGUCCGACUGGUGCAUCCGUCCCCAACAACCACUACACCCUUAAAGGAGUACCCACCCAUCCCGCCUUCCUCUCCCCCCAGGACCACUUCAUCCGUAGCUCGUUUCUGCAGACUGGCACAGUUUAUGGACGCUUCAUUCACGAAGAGCGCCAGGCCAACGGAGGUGCAUCGGUCCUGCACGCCUACGCCGAUGAACUGGCCUCUCUACAGCCAGGAGAGAUGGAGAGCUUUGCCCAGGAGUUCCUGGAGCUGGCCUUCGCUGAGAGGCCUGUAGGAGCGGCACGUUACUCCUUGGCUGUUGUGCAUGGGGCAGCUGCGUAUCUACCAGAUUUCCUGGAUUACUUUGCCUUCAACUUCCCCUCCACGCCGGUCAAGAUGGAGCUUCUAGGAAAGAAGGAUAUUGAAACGACUACUAUCGCUAACUUUCACUCUCAGGUGGGUCGGACCUACUGCUCUGGGACCUACCGGGCCGGUCCCAUGAGACAGAUCAGUCUGGUUGGAGCAAUGUCCGAGGAGGUGGGGGACUACUUUCCGGAGUUCCUGGACAUGCUGGAAGAGUCCCCUUUCCUGAAGAUGACCCUGCCUUGGGGCAGCCUUUCCAGCCUGAAGUUGGACUGUCGUUCGCAGAGCGAUGACGGGCCCAUCAUGUGGGUUCGGCCGGGCGAGCAGAUGGUGCCAACUGCUGACAUGCCCAAGUCACCCUUCAAGCGACGCAGGUCCAUGAAUGAGAUCAAGAACCUUCACUACCUGCCCCGGACGAGUGAGCCCAGAGAGGUUCUGUUUGAGGACCGCACCAAGGCCCACGCGGACCAUGUGGGCCAGAGCUUUGAUUGGCAGAGUACGGCAGCCGUGGGUGUGCUGAAGGCCGUUCAGUUUGGAGAGUGGAGUGAGCGUCCAAGGAUAACCAAAGAUGUGGUGUGUUUCCACGCUGAGGACUUCAACGAUGUCGUCCAGCGGCUGCAGCUAGACCUGUAUGAACCGCCUGUGUCCCAGUGUGUCCAGUGGGUGGACGACGCCAAGCUGAACCAGCUGAGGCGGGAGGGCAUCCGCUAUGUCCGCGUGCAGCUGUGUGACGACGACAUCUACUUCAUCCCCCGGAACGUUAUCCACCAGUUCAAGACCGUCUCUGCGGUCUGUAGCCUGGCCUGGCACAUCCGUCUCAGACAGUACCAUGAGGAGAAGGAUGGGGAGGAACACUGCAAACUGAAGAACAAUGACCAGAGCACUACAUCAGGUCAAAUAUUAUCUUCCCAGACAGCAAAGAGAGACGCAACGUGGGGAGCCUCGGUCAAGAUGGAGGAACCACUUUUCCAGAGACCUGCUACUCCACCCAGAGAGCCCCAGCAGACCACUUUUCAGUCUGCCAAGUUGGUCCACCUCCCCCCUCCCUACCUGGGCCUCAACGCCACUGUGACCGCCUCCGCUGGCUCCGGCUCAGGUUUUAACAGUUUGAACCCACAGCCCCUGGUCUGGCCUCCCUCUGGUCUGGACUACAACUCCCCCCGACCCCACAGCCAUUCUGACCUCCGCAAAUGACCCCCCCCCACCUUAAACGUACAAUACUUCAGCUUUUUUAGAGCUUAUUUAAAGGAAUGUGACUGCAUUUAUAACUGACGUUCCUGGGUAAAAAAAGUUAAUAAAAAAAUAACAUUUUUGAAGUUAUUCUUAAAUUA
Messenger RNA from Esox lucius (northern pike), 2817 nucleotides. Its product is annotated as lysine-specific demethylase 9. NCBI's taxonomy places the organism in Eukaryota, Metazoa, Chordata, Actinopteri, Esociformes, Esocidae. The record is from RefSeq and is a predicted model, not a curated record. The coding region runs from base 353 to 2680 and encodes 775 amino acids. Gene Ontology annotation, cellular component: nucleus. The transcript has 7 exons.